Messenger RNA from Guillardia theta CCMP2712, 1605 nucleotides. RefSeq lists its product as hypothetical. The record is from RefSeq and is a predicted model, not a curated record. Lineage: Eukaryota; Cryptophyceae; Pyrenomonadales; Geminigeraceae. Bases 1 to 1605 code for a protein of 534 amino acids. The transcript is spliced from 12 exons.
AUGAUGUCUUCAAGGAAAACAGCGUUUCUAGUCGUCUCCUCCCUCUUGGCGGUCUGUAUCGUCGUUUCUAUGUAUGGGCAAGCCUCCAAUCCAAAGGUGGAGCUCGAGGACGUUCUAGAACAGCCGCAAACUUUCAUGAUUCAAGCGCCAAGUAAGGAACAGGCAGCCGCUGAGGCAGCUCAUGUCCUUGUGGGCGCUCAUAUCGCUCGAGCUGCUCCUUUCGCAAGGCGAACGGAGGAGGGCAAGGGCCGCGCGUUCUACACGGUUAACGCCGAUAACGAGCAGGAUGCUGCCAAGAUCGCGAUUGAGGAGUACCGUGAGACUCAUCCGCCUCCUACCCAGGUCGGACGCAACGGGAACUCGUUUGUCGUGAAUGCAAAUAGCGAGAAGGAGGCAGCAGCAAAGGCUGUCGGCAUCGUUGCCUCUGAGAGGAAACCAUGCACACCGCCGCACUGCACGCCUCCUCCUCCUUCCACCUCAGUCAACCCCGUGCAAGUAAAUGCCAAGUUGAUCUUUCCUCCUGCCGAUCAGAAGCUCGCGAGAGAAAGUCCUUGCGUGCCGACCGGAGAUCCUGUCAGUCCUUGCCAGAAGUUGCCUGACGCUGAAGACGUCUACACCGAGGCGGACAUCAACAAGAGGCUCCUGGCGAUGAGAGAGCACGCAAGAGAGAGGCUGGAAGACGCCAAGGAGGGAUGGGAGGAUCAGUUCUCACAAGUGAAGUCAAGGUACCGCCAGCGACUGUCAGAGGUGCGAAGGAAGAUCGACCUCAUGGAGCAGAAGAUCCAACGACUUGAGUCUGGCAACGGAAACUCUCUCGAUCUUUCCAACUACCUUCGGCUCAAGGAGCGGAUCGCUGGGAUGAAGCAGGGGCUGGAGCGUCUCAACAGGACCCCCGGGAGACGGCGGGCCAAGAGGAGAGAGGGGUGUCCCUGGGCUACCGGGCCCGAUGGGCUUGCAAGGAAAGCCGGGCGUGAAAGGACCUCGUGGGCUGUCAGGGGCAAGUGGAGUGCCAGGGUGAACAGGGAAAGCCGGGGGAUCCGGGCAAACCUGGGGAGGAUGGAGCUCCCGGUCUACCAGGACCCCCAGGGCCAGCUGGCAAGGAUGGUAUCAAUGGUAUCGAUGGACCUCCGGGGCCCCGCGGCCUGCCAGGAAGGCCGGGGCCACCCGGGCCUCGUGGCAAAGUGGGACAACCAGGACCAGAAGGUUACUUGGGGCCUCCUGGGCCUGCCGCCCGGUGUUCCUGGCGCUCCUGGACUUCCUGGACCCCCCGGUCCUCCCGGGCGACCAGGGAAAGACGGGUUGGAUGGGCAACAAGGCCCGACAGGGAUGGAGGGCCAGGCUGUCAUACUUCCAGAACAGAUGAAUCAGAAAGUCUCUUCCUCCGUCCCCCAUGCUGUCACAGCAUACACUCCCGAGCAGUACCAUGCUUACCUUCAGGCUGCCAUCCGCGCCGCUCAGGAGACGGGGUGUGCUUGCGCACGUCAGGGUCAGUUGACGCAGAUGGCAUCGUGCCCGUGUGUUGCAAAGCACAUGAGUGCGAUGAAGGAAGGAGGGAAAAUCAAGUCUGCGCUUGCAGACAUCAUGAAAGCUGCAGGAAAGUCGUAG